Molecule: messenger RNA, 1271 nt
Organism: Saprolegnia diclina VS20
Lineage: Eukaryota; Oomycota; Saprolegniomycetes; Saprolegniales; Saprolegniaceae
Exons: 1
Coding region: 37-1197 (386 amino acids)
Biological process (GO): regulation of gene expression
Cellular component (GO): nucleus
Source: RefSeq, a predicted model, not a curated record
GCCAGCGGGCCGUUGCCCACAGGUCAAGACGACGCCAUGGCCCGAGCCGGGGCCCGCAAGUCCAAGCCGUCGUCGCGGCCCAACACGGUACACGUGACGAUGGACUCGGACGGACUCUACAGCUGCCCAGACGAGGCUUGCGCCUACCGCGCGGAAGUGUGGCGACUCCUCUAUCAGCACGUUGCGAACAAGCACGACGACUUUAUCAUCGACAUGCAAGUCGGCGCCGACGCGACCGUCGCCAUCUUCCAGCGCCCCAACCGCGAGCUCCAGUGCCCAAAAUGCACCUUUCGCAGCGCGUCGUAUGAGAGCGUCAAGCAGCACAUCAAUAGCACCCACGCCGGCCUCGGCGUCGCACGGGACCUCGUGCAGAUUGAGAAUCGGCCCGCGCCGUUCCGGUGCCCCGACUGCUCAACCACGAGCAUCGAGUGGUCCAAGCUGCAGAAGCAUUGCGCCUCUCGCCACAAGCGAACCUUGCCGGACGAACCGAGCUACGCGCUGCCAGCGUUUGAUCGAACGUCGUUAGCCGCCGACACGCCCGUGUACGACUGCCCCAAGCAGUACUGCUCCUUCGAGACGUCCGAUCUGUCUGCAUUUCAAGAGCACCUCAAAGUGGUCCAUCCGUCGAAGAAGCGCAAGAUGCCAGAUCUGCUGCCGCGCUACCUCGUCCCGCCCGAGGGCCCGUACACAUGUCCAGUGUGCAAGGCCGCAAUCACGUGCUGGUCGACGCUGCUCGAGCAUGUGGCAGCGCAGCAUCAUGGUACCUUUGUCGUCGAUCGGCCGACGACCUGCAAAGGCCGCGAGCUACGGUGUCCCGUCGCCAGCUGCGGCUACAAGACGACCGUGCUCGAGAACCUCGCGGCGCACUGCCAGAGUGUGCACAGCUACAGCGGCGCCAGUGCCCCGGGCGUCACGCCCGUUGUGCCCACGAUGCGCGGGCGGAACCCGGUGUACGCGUGCCCCUUGUGCAGCUUUGAAACCGGCCUCGCCGCGUCGCUUCGGUUCCACUCGGAGGACGCCCAUCAGCGCAAAGUCGCCAUCCAGCACGCACCUGCAACGACGACGACGACGACCUCCAAGCAACUGCAAAGCAACGCCGUUGUCAACGCGGCGAUCACGAACACCGGCGACUUUCGAAUACUGGCGCCCGUCGCUUCCGGCGCUGAGAUCAUCUUUGAGCUGGACGAAUGUACAUAAUUGUUUAGUCUUUUUUUAAAUGGAAACAAUGUCAUUACGCGUCGAUUAGCAUGAUGCACCGUCGCAGAGGACCA